Messenger RNA from Manis javanica (Malayan pangolin), 793 nucleotides. The record is from RefSeq and is a predicted model, not a curated record. Lineage: Eukaryota; Metazoa; Chordata; Mammalia; Pholidota; Manidae.
GCCCCCACCGGGAAGCAACUCGGGGUCCUGGCCACAGCCCUUGGAAGGCCUCGUCCCACAGACGGAUCCUCAGACUCGGUUAUAAAAUACUUAGGAGCGAAAACGGGAACCUGCGGAGCCGGGCCCUAAGAUGAGUCUAGAGUCCUUGUUCGAGCACAUCGUCUUCUCCGAGCAGCAGGCCGAGGAGAGUCGCCGCCUGAUGCGGGAAGUAAGGUCGGAAAUAAAUAGAUGUCGUGAAAAAGCGAAGAAGGCGACAGAGGAGCUGAAGGAAGCGAAAAUGCAGUUGGAAUCGAAGGUUCAGCAGCUUUCUGAAAAAGACUUCCUCUUACAGCUUUUGAGAACUUACGAAAAUGCCUUAAAAAGACAGUGCAGUGAAAUUACAAACCAAAGGAAUAUGCUUCUCCAAACUUUUGUAAAUGAUACUACAAAGAAAAAAAUGACAGAGGAAGAGGAAAAAUUUAUUAAGGAAAUUACAGACUUCAAUAAUGAGUAUGCCAUAACAAAGAAAAGAGAACUUUUGAUGAAACAAAAUGUCGAGAUUGAAAUAUCUGACUUAGAAAACCAGGCAAACAUUUUGAAAAAGGAAAUGAAGUCAAUGGAACAUGAAAGUGGCCAGUUAAAUGAACUUCAAAAAGAAAAGAGUGAAUUAAUAGAAGAAUUAUUUACUCUGCAGAAAAAACUUAAAGUUUUUGAAGAUAAAAAGAAUGAAGCCAUUUGUACUACCAAAUACCUAGAGGCAGAAAAAAUAAAAAUCAAUGAAAAGCCUCAAAAUGAUGCUGAAUGCUUAAGAUGA